GUGCGUCGGCUGUUGUUUCGGCAAAACGCACAGCAACGUUACGACGAGGAAGCGUUGCAGGAAAUGCUCAGGGCCAAGAACAAUGCCGUCACCAAUUCUGACUCAAAGUACACAGGCGAGGUGUGCCUGUUGCAGGACAGCCCUUUCAGAAUUAUCAGGGCUGCGGAGAGUGGCAAUGUAGAGGAGUUCUCCAGACUCUUCUUCGCCGACCCCAACAGGAUCAAUGUGCGUGACUCGAAAGGUCGCACGGCAACGCACCAGGCCGCGGCGCGCAACCAGGUGCGCAUCCUGCAGUUCGUCGCCUCCAACCACACAGACCUGAACAUGACGGACAACGGAGGCAAUACGCCUCUGCACGUCGCCGUGGAGAACAUGGCCUUGGACGCCGUCGACUUCCUCCUGGCAAAUGGUGCCGACGCGUCCAUCCUGAACUCGAAGAACCAAGCGCCCAUCCACCUGGCCACGGUGCUAAACCUGGGAAACGUGCUGGAGACCAUGUCGCGCAACAGGGACAAAUUUGACGUGCAGCAAGGCGGCGAACACGGCCGCACGGCGCUUCAUAUCGCAGCCAUCCACGACUUUGAUGAAUGUGCCAGAAUUUUGAUCACUCAAUUUGGAGCAGUUCCGCGCAAGCCAUGCAACAAUGGCUACUAUCCGAUCCACGAAGCGGCCAAAAAUGCGUCGUCCAAAACCAUGGAGGUGUUUCUGCAGUGGGGCGAGGCCAGAGGCUGCUCCAGGGAGGAAAUGAUCUCGUUUUUCGACUCCGAGGGCAACGUUCCUCUCCACUCUGCAGUUCACGGCGGCGAUAUCAAGGCGGUGGAGCUUUGUCUCAGGUCGGGCGCCAAGAUCUCAACGCAGCAGCACGACCUGAGCACGCCCGUGCACCUGGCGUGUGCUCAGGGCGCGACGGAAAUCGUGCGUCUCAUGUUCCAAAUGCAGCCAGCCGAGAAGGGGCAGUGUCUGAGCUCGUGCGAUGUGCAAAAAAUGACGCCGCUGCACUGCGCUGCCAUGUUCGACCACCCUGAGAUCGUCGAAUUUUUAAUCGAAGAGGGAGCGGACAUGAAUGUAGUUGACAAAGAGCGUCGGUCUCCACUGCUGCUGGCGGCUUCGAAGAGUGGCUGGCGCACAGUCAAGACGCUGACCCAGUUCGGCGCCAACAUCCAUCUGAAGGACUCAAGUUUGCGCAACGUUCUCCACCUGAUCGUCAUGAACGGUGGCAACCUUGAGGAGUUCGCCUCGCUUGUUUGCAGGUCGCAGUCCCAGCACCAAUUCGAGCAGUUGCUAAACGAGCGGGACAUGGUGGGCUGCUCGCCGCUGCACUACGCGAGCCGCGAGGGCCAAAUCCGCUCGCUGCAGAACCUGUUGACGUUGGGGGCGUGCGUCAGCAUCAAGAACAACCGAAACGAGAGUCCACUGCACUUUGCUGCCCGCUUCGGACGCUUUAACACCAUCAAGGAACUGCUGGACUCGGACAAAGGCGCCUUCAUCAUCAACGAGAGCGAUGGAGACGGACUCACCCCCUUGCAUAUUGCUUCCCAACAAGGACACACACGAGUGGUGCAACUGCUGCUCGGCAGAGGUGCCCUACUUCACAGAGACCAUUUGGGGCGGACGCCCCUGCACCUCGCGGCUGCUAACGGCUACACGCAGACCAUGGAGCUGCUCCACUCCGUGCACUCGCAUUUACUCGAUCAAGCCGACAAGGACGGAAACACGGCUCUGCAUAUGGCCACCAUGGAGAACAGGCCGAACGCAAUUUCGCUUCUGCUCUCGCUGGGAUGCAAGCUGCUUUACAACAACUCGGAGCUCAGUGCCAUCGAUUACGCAAUUUACUACAAAUUCCCCGAGGCGGCCCUCACGAUGGUCACGCACCCUGAUAGGGCACAAGAGGUCAUGUCCUUGAAGUCGGAUAAACAUCCUUGCGUGAUCCUUGCGUUGAUUGCUUCGAUGCCAAAAGUGUUUGAGGCAGUGCAGGACCGGUGCAUCACGAAGGCGAACUGCAAGAAGGACUCCAAAUCGUUCUAUCUUCGAUAUAGUUUCAGCUGCCUCCAAUGUUCAUACGUGAACGACGAGGAUCAGAAAUCGCGGGAGAUGAUGUCAGGCGCAAAACAGAAUCCUUUGCCCGCGCUCAACGCGAUGGUGGCUCACGGGCGGGUGGAGCUGUUGGCACAUCCGCUGAGCCAGAAGUACCUGCAAAUGAAGUGGAACUCUUACGGCAAGUACUUUCACCUGGCCAACCUGCUGCUCUACACGAUUUUCCUAACUUUCGUGACGAGUUUUGUGACGAAACUCAUGUCUCGGCCCUUCCCAUUUACGCCAGAAGACGGCGAUGAUUCCAACUUUACCCUCCCAUCGUUGGAACCGCAGUCUGAGGGCAGAGGCUUGGACGAGGAGGACACGACAAUGAUUAUUUGCGGCACCUCGAUCCUCGUGUACAUUGCGAUAAACGUGGUGCGCGAGGGAAUGCAAAUCUACCAGCAGCGGCUGCACUACCUGCUCGACCCUUUCAACAUAGUCUCGUGGAUGCUCUACAUUUCCGCGGUGGCGAUGGUCCUGCCCGUUUUCAACAGCGACCUCGAGAGGAUCCAGUAUUCCAGCGCGUCGAUCACGGCUUUCCUCGCCUGGUUCAACCUCCUGCUUUACCUUCAAAGGUUCGAUCAAGUUGGCAUCUACGUCGUGAUGUUCUUGGAAAUUCUGCAGACUCUUAUAAAAGUGUUGUUCGUGUUCUCCAUUCUGAUAAUUGCGUUUGGACUUUCACUCUACAUUUUGCUUUCACGGGGAAAUCACCAAGCUUUCGAAAGCGUGCCGAUGUCGCUGAUGCGGACCUUCGCCAUGAUGCUCGGAGAGAUCGAUUUUCUCAACACCUACGUGCACUCUUACAACCAAAAAGGAGACGGCAACCGCACGCUUCCCUUCCCCACGGUCACCUUCGUCAUCCUCGGCAUCUUCAUGGUGUUCAUGCCCAUCCUGCUGAUGAACCUGCUGAUCGGUUUGGCGGUCGGUGACAUUGAGUCCGUCCGCCGCAACGCCCAGUUGAAACGCCUCGCCAUGCAGGUCAUCCUGCACUCUGAACUGGAACGCAAACUGCCGCAAAUGCUUUUGGAGAAGGUCGACAAGAUCGAAGUGAUUGAAUACCCAAACGACUCUAAAUGCAAAAUGAACUUUUUGGAUAGGAUUUUUAGACAGUGGUUUUUCAAUCCGUUCAUAGACGAAGUUGGCGUAAAUAACGAAUCUAGGAACGAUUACGAUUUAUCAGGAGCACCUCCAGAUCGCACCAUGAAACAUUUGAAAAAGAACCUCCAAUCCGAAAUAAUCGACGACGACGUCUUAGAGGAGUUAGAGGCUCAAAGGCGGCUGCUGAAGGACGUGAUGGCCAAACUUGACUCUCAACAGUAUCUCCUGCGGUUGGUUCUCCAGAAAAUGGAAAUCAAAACUGAAGCUGAUGAUAUUGACGAGGGAGUUUCCCCAAGAGUAUUUAAAAAUGACGGCACUUUGGCCCGCUGGACGUCUCCUCGCUUCAACAAAAAAUACAGGAUGUUUAGCCAAGGUCGUUCUUAUGAUUAGAAACUUUCACUGUUUAAAUUAUAGAUGUUGGCCGAUCUCAUGUAUGAAAAUUUGCGCACAAAAGUUGGAUAAGGAUUAAAAAAUUUAAUAUAUGCCGUUAAAAGUAGAGUGGUGUUAAACGAAAAAUAAAUUUAAAAAAAUCAUAUUUUAAGUUAAGAAGUAGUUUUAGUUGCGAUAUUGGAAUGUAAUACGACGCUAUUCGUGUUUCUAUACGAUUCUCACGCAGAUAAUAUAUUAUGCUGUUGCUUUUUUUAAAAUCCGAAAAUAAAGGUGUUUUAAAAUUCA
This is a messenger RNA of Cloeon dipterum, 3849 nucleotides long. It is a transcript of the gene TrpA1, whose product is annotated as Transient receptor potential cation channel A1. Lineage: Eukaryota; Metazoa; Arthropoda; Insecta; Ephemeroptera; Baetidae. Gene Ontology annotation, biological process: transmembrane transport; monoatomic ion transport. Gene Ontology annotation, molecular function: protein binding; monoatomic ion channel activity. The record is from RefSeq and is a predicted model, not a curated record. Gene Ontology annotation, cellular component: membrane. The transcript is spliced from 20 exons. Bases 64 to 3564 code for a protein of 1166 amino acids.